UUCUUAUUUAAGGGUUAAUAUGGCCAGAGUUUUGUGGCCUGUUGGUGAUCGGAUCUACAGGGUUUCUCUGUAGUGCCACAAGAGAUGAAAGUAUUGUAUUUGUAAUUUUAAAUUAAACAAUGAAUGCUAGUAAGAAUUUUGGGAGGGGUAUAGUAUGAAUGAGUUUUAGCUUCCUCAAAAGGUGAGCCCUAAAUUGGUUUUCCUUUCACCCUGCUUUUAUUAUUUACGAAAUGUGUGUUAUCUUUGUUUUUGAAGGUCCACAGACAUCAUUAAGACUGUCUUACCUGAUGCAUCAGCGUUUAGUUACAAUAUUUGACAAUUUGGAGGAACAAACAUCAGGAAAAUAGCUGUCAUGGAUGACAAAACGCAUAACUGCAAGGAUUGUGGCACAUAUUUUCACUGUGAACAACAACUCAGGUGGCAUGAAAGACUACACCUGGCUGAUAAUCGUCAUAAAUGCAAUGAAUGUGGCAGGGUUUUUAGUCAAAAAGGACAUUUAAGGCAACAUUUAAGAGUACAUACAGGGGAGAAACCUUUUAAAUGCAACUACUGCGGAAGGUGUUUUAGCCAGGCGGGAACUCUAAUGCGGCAUAUAAGAACACAUACAGGUGAGAAGCCCUUUAAAUGUGACUAUUGUGGUAGGCUGUUUAAUCGGGCAGAGCAUCUAAGCCGACAUACAAGAUGGCAUACAGGAGAAAGGGCUCAUGAAUGCAGCCAGUGUGGUAAGCGUUUUAUCGAGGCAGGAGAUCUGAAGAAACACUUUAUAUUGCAUACAGGAGAGCGGCCUUUUGUAUGUAAGCUGUGUGGUAAGACUUUUAAUCAGGCAGGGAAUCUUACGCAGCAUGUACGCGUGCACACAGGAGAGAAACCCUUUGAAUGUAAACAUUGUGGCAAGCGCUUUAAUCGCUCAGGACAUAUGAGGCAGCAUGCAAGAUUACACACAACAGAGAGGCCUUUCAAAUGCAGCCCAUGCGGCAAACGUUUCAAUGAUCCUGGACAACUAAGGCGACAUCUGAGACUACAUACAGGAGAGAAGCCUUUUGAAUGUAGUCAGUGUGGCAAACAUUUU
Orbicella faveolata is the source of this 1069-nucleotide messenger RNA. RefSeq names its product zinc finger protein 568-like. The record is from RefSeq and is a predicted model, not a curated record. NCBI's taxonomy places the organism in Eukaryota, Metazoa, Cnidaria, Anthozoa, Scleractinia, Merulinidae.